AGAAAAUGAGAAAAUGAGGUUGGACAUGCGCCGACUCCCGCAUCCCUUGCAGCGGUGCAGAGAGCGUUGACUCCAUCGCAUCCGGACCGGCCAACAAUCAUCCCAAAUGAAUGAGAUGGCGCAACGUAUAACACUGUACUGGAUAGAUGGGCCGACUGAGCCGGAGGGAGGAGUGGGGCCUUUCAUGCAGCCAGAACAGAGAAGAUCGUUCCGACAUUCAUGUCCGAGCCAGCUUUUCACGUAUAAUUUGCGCGCUGCAUUGCAGGGACGAGAUUUGAUUUGAUGCUUUGGCGAGCGUGUGGGUGCACGUUCAUGUGCUCGGUGUCUGCAUUUGAGGGCGGCCGAAGAUAUUGACUCUGUCACCGCGAAAGCGUUGUUCCUGGAUCACGACAUUUGAGCAAUUCUCGUACUCAUUCCCCAGUUCUGCGAUUGUGAAGAAGCCUGUGGUCACUGGCUUCUGUCCGCGUCGUGGGGGCGGUCCAAUCUGUGUGCCGUUACAGGGCUAAUGGCACACCGCGCCUAUAAAGACUUGAAGCCCAAUUAGAAUCCAGCGAGCGAAUUGAGCGUCUCUGCAAACUUCUCCGAUGGCACGUGAAUUCGAGUAUCCUUGGCCCUCCCCUAACCUUCUACACAGAGUGAAGGAAAAUGUGGGAAUCAGAAGUGAAUCCCCGACCUGUGAAGUGAAUUUCGUUGUGUCGCCAUACCGUAUCUGCCCUCUGGGUGCCCAUAUUGAUCAUCAGGGAGGAUCAGUGACAGCCAUGGCGAUCAACAGGGGAGUAGUCCUUGGAUUUGUUCCAUCCGACGACACGACGGUGGUACUCACUAGCAGUCAGUUUAGUGGUACAGUGCACUUCAGCCUGGACAAUUUACUACCUGCAAGACCUUCAAGGAUUCAUGUCACUGCAACAGAAGAUGCUUGGGGAGACUACGCCAGAGGUGCAGCCUUUGCUCUUCAAAACAAAGGAUACAAACUUACGAAGGGAAUUAGAGGAUACAUGGAGGGAUCACGAGGAUUUGAUGGGGGAGGUUUGAGUUCUUCAGCAACUGUUGGAGUGGCGUAUCUUUUGGCUCUUGAGCACGUAAAUGGGCUUCGUGUUACAGAAAUAGACAAUGUGGAGCUUGUAAGGCUCAUAGAAAAUGUAUAUCUAGGAUUGAAAAUUGGGGUGCUUGACCAGUCUGCAAUCCUUCUUUCUCAGCAGCACUGCUUGAGUCUCAUCCAUUGUAAGAACUUGGAGUAUGAAAUUAUACCACCUCGACAGCACCACUUUGAGUCCUUCAAAAUCCUGAUUGCAUUUUCAGGUCUUCGACAUGCCCUCUCGAGCAAACCAGGCUACAAUAUGAGGGUCAAGGAAUGUCAAGAUGCUGCACGAAUUCUACUCAAGCUUGUUGGACGGGAGUCAAGUGAAGCUUUGCUUUCUAACGUCACGCCAGAGGAGUACUCAAAGCAUAAGGGAGAAAUGGAGGGAACUUUGGCUAGGAGGGCAGAGCAUUUCUUCACUGAGCAUGAGCGGGUAUUCGCCGGAAUACAAGAGUGGAGGAAAGGAAAUAUUGUAGAAUUUGGCAAGUUGAUGUCAAGAUCCGGUCAAAGCUCCAUCGAAAACUAUGAAUGUGGUUGCGAACCCCUCAUCCAUCUGCGGGAGAUACUCCUGGAUGCACCGGGUGUGUAUGGAGCACGGUUCUCUGGAGCUGGUUUCAGAGGUUGUUGUGUGGCAUUUGUGGCUCCAGAUAAGGCUGAAGAAGCUGUGGCAUAUGUUGACAAGAUGUACAAGUUAGCACAGCCCGAACUUGCCAAGGAGAUCAAAGAGACGCCAAUAGCUGUCAUAUGCGAAUCUGCAAACAAAGCUUACAUUUUAUAACAGAUGUUUUCAAUAUACCUGGUCUCGCACCACAUUGCAUGCAAACCAAGUGUUCUCUUUGCAACCGGACACGAUUUAUGGUAUAAAGCAGAAAGGGGUAUGCCUUAUUUGUUGGUGGAUCAGUGGGAAUGUUCUUCGUCCGCAUGAACCUAUAUUUUGUCAUCGGUUAGAAGCUUUCUGAUUCUACUAGUUACAAAUAUAUAAGCUUUCUUGUAAUCAGUUAAUAGUAGUGAGACUUAAGUAUCGAGAAUGCUUUGCCUUCAUGAUCAGCUUGACCCUCUAGGAGUACAUGACAACCUGAAAGGGCCGAUGGUCUCUCACUGCUUGCAAAUGCAAGCAAAAUCACUCCUUACUCCAUAAAUAAUUGUCAAACAUAUAAUUGUC
Messenger RNA from Marchantia polymorpha subsp. ruderalis, 2240 nucleotides. NCBI's taxonomy places the organism in Eukaryota, Viridiplantae, Streptophyta, Marchantiopsida, Marchantiales, Marchantiaceae. The record is from the annotation of a GenBank genome assembly.